AUGCCUUCAUUUAAGAGAAAAUGGAAGUCCUCUCAUGCUCCAAUUGCAUCUCAUACGUCCGGGCCACGAGGUAUAGGCCUCUCUAGUCGAGCAACGAGUGUUUCCAAUCGCCCUUCUCAAACUCCAGUUCCAUCCGUGCGAUCACCUGGGACUACCAAUACCAAGAUUGAGACAGAUCGUUCAAUUGGAGUAACUGACAAUGAGUUCGAUGACCAUGUCAUUGCAGCCGUUGAUAUGAAGGAUGACACUACCGUCGGAUGCGCCUACUAUUCAGCCGAAGAAGAGAAAAUGUACUUACUCGGUGACAGCCGCUCCGGAGGCUUAGAGACAAUCGAGACUUUGCUGCUCCAGAUCAAACCAACAGUCGUUCUAAUGCCUCCUCGUGUUGAUCUGGAUGUACAGAACCAAAACCAAAACCUUGCGCAAGAAGAUGGUAUCUCUAUCUUGCCCUCGCUCGACUUCCUCAUUUUUAUUUGUAUGCUGAUAAUGUGGGCUCUAGUUUCGUCGGCCUAUCUUCCUUACCAGAUAGACGUUCGUCCAACAUCAGAGUUCAGCUACUCAAAUGCCGAAAGCAGACUCCUUGGGCUGGAAAUCUCAUCUAAUCACGAAGAACGAAUUCGGUUUUUCGUGCCCCAGAACGGUCUUGAAGGCCCCGAAGAGGUUAAUCCAGAAGAGAUGGGGUUCACACUUCAAGAAGGAAGACUGCUGCACAUUUCUAGCUCUAUCGACAUGGACAAUCCGGUGACCAUUGGCUGUGCAGGAGCCGUACUUCAAUGCCUCCAGCGGCGAAAAUCAUCAGCGCCGACACCUCUCGAAGGUGGAAACUAUUAUCAAGUUCGAGCGCUGCAGAUGUUCAACAUUCGGAAUACGAUGUGGAUUAACAACAACACAUUCACUUCUCUGCAAAUCAUCCAACCGGAAUCGCAUCCGAAUAUGUUCAAUCAAGGCCCGGGCAAAAAAUCAGCUUCGGGGAAAGAGGGUCUUUCUGUUUAUGGUCUCUUUCAUCGUUUUGCGUACACACCUCAAGGUAGGGCAAGACUCAGGCAGAUCUUCUUUCGGCCCAGUCUAGAUUUGAACAUCAUUCGAGAACGCCAUGACUUCAUCGAUGUUUUUUCUCGACCUGAUAAUCUUGCGGUGCUGGAGAAAACGACCAAGGCUUUGAAGCAUGUCAAGAACUUGAGGCUUGUUAUGGUCAAUCUUCGAAAAGGAGUUAGUACUGGCAGUGGAAAAAUCACCGGGUUCAAGACUACGGUUUGGGCUUGUCUGCUUGCUUUUGCAUUUUACACCAUUGAUAUCCUAGAUGCACUACAGGAGGUCUCUGGGGCAGAGGCCUUAGUCCUCCGAACCAAGGCUCUUCGCGUAUUUGAAGCAGCACAGCUCUACAGAGUGGGCCGCAUGAUCCAAGAAAUUGUCGAUAUCGACAAUUCUGAAGAUCAAGGAAGAACGGUAGUAAAACAAGGAGUUGAUAGAGAGCUCGACAGAAUCAAGGACAGAUAUGAUGGACUCAGCAGUCUUCUCAAGCAUGUUGCCCUUGACAUCGCAGCGACUAUCCCUGAAGUCCUCGAUCUUGAUGUAAACGUGAUCUACUUCCCUCAGCUUGGGUUCAAUAUCACCAUUCCACUGGAUGAUCAUGGCGUGGCACUCUACAGUGGCGCCAAUAACGAGUGGGAGUUGAUGUUCAUCACGGAGAACAGGGGGUAUUUCAAAGACUAUCGUAUGCGAGAGAUGGAUGAGACUCUAGGAGAUAUCUAUGGUAUUAUCUGCGAGAAAGAAAUUGAGAUUGUAUACGAUUUGGCUCAGAGGGUGCUUCAAUAUGAGAACGUGCUUGUCGAUGCAUCUGAUGUCUGUGGAGAAAUUGAUAGUCUUCUUGCUCUUGCGCAGGGCGCCAGUUUCUAUAAGCUGGCUCGUCCCCGAAUGGUUUCAGAGAAUUGCAUCAAGAUCAAGGGUGGAAGACACAUGCUCCAAGAAAUGACAGUGCCAUCGUAUGUGCCGAACGAUACAUUGCUCGUUGGUGGAGAUGGGGAAGUUAAUAGCAAUGAUGCACCUCCUUCUUCGGAUCACAACCCAAGUAUGUUGAUUUUGACUGGGCCGAACUAUUCAGGCAAAAGUGUUUAUAUGAAGCAGGUGGCUCUCAUUGUUUUCCUGGCACAAAUUGGAAGCUUUGUUCCUGCAGUGAGCGCCGAGCUGGGAAUCACUGACAAGAUCUUGACCAAGAUCAACACCCAAGAGAGUGUCUCCAAGAUCCAAAGCACUUUCAUGAAUGACCUACAGCAAAUCUCACUAUGUUUGAAGGAAGUCACGAGCCGCAGUCUGAUUUUAGUUGAUGAAUUUGGCAAAGGAACCAACGAGGGCGAUGGCAUAGGGCUUGCCUGUGGAGUCCUUGAGUAUUUACUAAAUCUUGAAACUGCUUCCAAGAUCAUCGCAGCAACCCAUUUUCAUGAGAUCUUCGAGAAUGAUUUUCUUGCACUACGACCACGGUUACAACUCGGACACAUGGAGGUCCAGGUUGAUCAACAAGUUCAACAAGUUGCGGAUCAAGUCACAUAUCUUUACAACUUUCGUCUUGGACGAAGUAACAAGAGCUUCGGCACGAUCUGCGCGGCUAUCAAUGGCAUCGACUCAGCCAUCGUUUGUCGUGCAAACGAGAUCGCCCGCCUCCUGGCUCGGGGCGAGAACAUUGUCGCUGCAUGUGCGGUGUUAUCUCCGAGAGAGAUGGAAGAGCUUGAAGAAGCGGACUUACUCGCGAGAAAAUUCCUGGAACUUGACUUUUCGCAUGGAGCCUCAAACCGCAGCACGAAUGAGGUUUUUGAAGGCUUAUUUGACGCUUCGGGACAAUGA
This is a messenger RNA of Penicillium nucicola, 2838 nucleotides long. Its product is annotated as MutS family protein MSH5. Bases 1 to 2838 code for a protein of 945 amino acids. Gene Ontology annotation, molecular function: ATP binding; mismatched DNA binding; ATP-dependent DNA damage sensor activity. The transcript is spliced from 15 exons. Gene Ontology annotation, biological process: chiasma assembly; mismatch repair. NCBI's taxonomy places the organism in Eukaryota, Fungi, Ascomycota, Eurotiomycetes, Eurotiales, Aspergillaceae. Gene Ontology annotation, cellular component: nucleus. The record is from RefSeq and is a predicted model, not a curated record.